This is a messenger RNA of Acanthopagrus latus (yellowfin seabream), 1954 nucleotides long. RefSeq names its product transmembrane protein 150B (gene tmem150b). The transcript has 7 exons. Bases 710 to 1420 code for a protein of 236 amino acids. The record is from RefSeq and is a predicted model, not a curated record. Lineage: Eukaryota; Metazoa; Chordata; Actinopteri; Spariformes; Sparidae.
AAGCCUGCAUUGUAAUUAUUAACAUACCAAUUAAAUAUUGAAGUGAUUUAUUUAGUCACACGUAUAUUACUUAAUAUUUAUGGUUGAUCGUGACAUAAUCCUGAGGCCUGAAGAUGGUUGCGAAGACCUUUUGUUUUCCCCACUCAUUCUAACUUGUACUGUUGGGUAAUUUGGCUUCCGGUUCAAAUCGCUUACACAUUGAGGUUUGUUUUCAGUUAACAGAAAGGAAAAGGUUAACUGUAGAGGGGAGGAAACACACUGUCAGAAUUCAUAAGAGGUUGUAAAUCUAGAAAAAAAAAAAAAAAAACAGCGGCUCAAAGUCCAGCCCAGCUCUCGGAUAUAACCAGUCGUGUUACCGUACUUUGUGGUGUAGUGCACCACUUUAAGAAUUCCAGGUGCUUUAUUUGGUUUGUUGUUAAGAAUGGCUACUUUCUCUAAUAUUGAGCCCCCCUCGGUCUACACCCUCCUCCCUCGCAGUGUUUACUUUGUGUGUAACGUCGGGACAAAGUGCGGUCAUAUCUGAGCCGACCUCAUCUAUUUGUGUUAUUAUGGUAAUGGCGACGAUGAUGAGCUACUCUCAAUGAAGUUCUAAUAGAUCCGUGUUUGAAUCUUUAACCAGUCAUUACUCAUCACACUUGUUUUAUAUGUGAGAGGUGACAGUUGUUCAUGUUUCUCCUCCAUAUGAACUAAGCAGCAGCUGUAGUGCAACAUGUGGCUGUGGGCUUUACUCCCCGUCUGCAUGGCUCUCUUUGGUACUGUUGGCAUCUGGACUGUGUUUGCUGUAUCUGUAACAAACGGAUCGGUCAACCUGACAGAGGGAGUCCCUUACAUCAGUGAAUGUGGCACCUACACCCCUCAGAGCUGUCUCUUCUCCCAGGUCUGCAACAUCUGCUCGGUUUUAGCUGUGUGGAUCGUGGUGAUCCGUUUCCAGCAGGUUAAGGAUUUUGGCGACCAUGGAAAGGCCAACGUUGCCAGCAUUGUUUUGGGAUUCAUCUCCUCAGUAGGAAUCUCUGUCCUCGGAAACUUCCAGCCGUCAGUGGUGCGGAGUCUUCACCUGUUGGGGACGUUCCUAGCUUUCUUCCUCGGCUUGGCCUACUUCUGGGUACAGCUUUAUCUAACUUAUCGGGCUCAGCCAGCGAAGGAUCGAUGCUAUGCUGGGCCUGUCAGGGCGAUCUGCUGCAUCCUCUGCACCGUCUCGAUUAUCCUCAUGGCCGUUCUCCACUUUACAGGCCGUUACUCUGCAGCUGCCAUCUGUGAAUGGAUCCUGGUCAUGCUGUUCUUCUGCCUGUUUGGCCUUUUCGCAGCCGAGUUCAGACACAUCGACUGCCACCAGCUCACGGUACAGAAGGGAGCUCUUGAACAUGAGCACAGGCCUUCGACAAUAGAAAUCAACGGUUAUGUUACAAACGCACUUUCCUGAACAGGCGCACACGUGCAACUACGAGUGCAUGUGGUUCAAAACCCACAGACUUGUUGCCACGUUGCCUUUAACGUAGGCUUGAUGCCUGUACACUAGAUUCAUGAUGUACACAUUCAGUUGCUGUACAGAAUAUUGCUGUUUUAGUGCUUUUCAGUCACUCAGUGGAGAGUUUUUUUACUCUAAUUACUAAUUAUUGUUUUUGGUAUUUAACUGUAUUAUAACCUUGUUGUGCACUUUAUUUUCUCAUGUCUCAAAUGUUUAUAAGACCACCAUUUCCCCUUUUUUUGGUCAUCUUGCCAUUACAUGACUCACACAUUAAAGAACACACAAUACAUUCAUAAUUGUAUUUUAUUUCGUUUGACUUUCAAAAGUCACUCUUUAGCUAGUGAGGAAAGACAUAAUAAGACAUAAUGUUUUAUCUUGUCUUUUCUCUAAGCUGCAUGUGAUCUGACUGAAUUUGUAAAGCCAGUCUUUGCCAAAUACUGCAAUAAAUACAGCUAACACAAGGUGGCACCGUUCAGCCACCGUUCGCUC